Messenger RNA from Oncorhynchus mykiss (rainbow trout), 6626 nucleotides. The record is from RefSeq and is a predicted model, not a curated record. Lineage: Eukaryota; Metazoa; Chordata; Actinopteri; Salmoniformes; Salmonidae.
UGUUUUUCUCCUCUGGUAUUGACAGGAAGUGUAUAAACCUCAUAGGAAAUACAAGAGACAGGUUGAAGCAGGAUCCCUGUUGGACGAGGAGUACAGGGUUCACUCCACUCUAUUGGAGUACGGAAGGCAGAGGACCGGAAAGCCUUGUUGAUGCCAGGCUCUCAGGCCACACCCCCAGGGAUUACAGAGGGGUCGCAGGAGGAGGAGGAGUACCUGCAGGCAGCGGAGGUCUAAAACCAACCGCAGCCCCAUGUCCAAUACUACAGAAAUGCAUCCCUCUUUGUGAUGAUGUCCCUGACUCCCUGUGAUAUAUCCUCUCAGCUGCGCAUCAAAACACUGAUGCCCAGCAUGGCUGCCAUGGUGACAGGAGGGGAGGCUAACGGCUAGCACAGUGGGACAGAUAGUUGGGCUGCAGUCUGAGGAGAUGAAACAGAUAGCAUCUGAGUAUGCUGAGAAGUUGGAGAGGUCUGCAGAGGACCGUCCAGAGUGGUACGGGCCAAUCCAGCAGCACCGUAGGAUAGUGACCUCUCUGAACAAACAGAUCCAACAGAAGACCAAGCAGUUGGAGGAGCUACAAGCCAAACACUUGGGUGUAAAAUCAGGGUGUGUGGAAGCUAAGAGCAAACUGUUGGAGGCCACAGAGCAGACCGAGAGACUGGAGAAAGAGCUGAGUGCCCUUGAAGAGGCUGAGGGCCAGGCUGAUACUGGACUGUUGGAGAAGCUGAGGGCUCUGGUAGGCAUGAAUGAGAACCCGAAGCACCAAGAGCAGGAGUUCCAGACACAUUGUAGAGAGUAGAUGGUUCGCCUGCAGCAGAACAUUGAGGACCUGAAGAUGGAGUCAGGAGAUGAUACAGAGGAUGAGAAGGAGAGGAGUCAGCUAAUCGACAAGCAGUACAACACAGACAGAGAUAAGCUACAGAAGAUCAGACUGAUGAUGGCUUGGAGGAACCGUGAGAUCGCCAUCCUGCAGAGGAAGAUAGACGAGGUGCCGAGCAGGGCAGAACUGAACCAGUAUCAGAAGAGUUUCAGCAACACAUAAGGAGACCAAGCAGUUCUUCACCUUGUAUUACACAUUAGAUGACAAGAAGGUGUACCUGGAGAAGGAGGUGAACUUGCUGAAUUCCAUCCAUGACAACUUCCAACAGGCGAUGGCGUCUUUGGGGGCCAAGGGGCAGUUGAGACAGAUGGAGCAGAUAGUGGUGGGAAUCAAACAAAGCCGCAUUAAGAUGGAGAAGAAGAAGCAGGAGAAUAAGAUGAGGAGAGACCAGCUGAAUGAUGAGCUGCUGGACAAACAGAGGCUCUACUUCAAAACUGUCAAGGACUUCAAAGAGCUGGUAGAGGUGCACACAGGGAGAUGGCAGGUGCCGCUGCCCCAGCUGAAGGUGCUGCGGACGGCUCUGACCUGCUUCACCAGAGCCACUGUUGCCUACCCCGAUGACUGUCAGCACGUCAAUUAUGCUCUCAGCAGCUUGGCUUUGAGCUUCUUUGAGCUGAUGUUGUUCUUCGGGAAAGAGGAGUUCCUAGAAGCCCCCCUGAGGGACAUAUUAGCCUCUUUUCAGGCCUGUCAUCGCCGCCUGCUGAGACACAGGAACGUGUACCUGCUGCAGGUGAGGCAGAUCAUCAAAGAUGGCGGUCCCUGGGAGAGACCCGCUCUGCAAUCCAUCCUGAAAGACACAGCCCUCACACAGACAGAAGUGGAGAAGUAUUUGAGCUCAGAGAAGCCAAUGUUCUUUGAGCUGCGUGUGCGGUACCUGCAGGCCUGUGAGCGCGUGCAGGAGGCCAUGGCCCUGGCUAAGUGCUGCCUGGAGCACCCAGAGGUGUGGAGGCACCUGUUCUUCCACCAGGCCUACCUCACAUGCCUGUACAAGGCUUCACUACAUCAACACCUGCACGAAGAGAUGGCUGAGAUAGAUGGCAGAGAUGCAGUAGAGAUAAUCUGUAAUGCAGAGAGCCAGGAGAAAGAUGAGCUGCUGCUGUCUCUGUGCAAAGCCUUCCUCAGCCAACGGCUACACAACGGAGACAUGUACUACAUCUGGGAUCUGGUGUUCUUGUGGAGCAGACUGUACCUCAGGGCCCAUCCCUCUAAGCAGGGAUUCCUGUCUGAGUGUCGCCAGCUGAUGCUCUCCGCCAUCAACGCCAGCGCCAUCUUCCCCUUCAUCAAAGUCAUCACAGCAGAGAUGGGUAGUGAGGGAGUGCCCUUGUGUGUGGAGCUUUGUGCUACAGCGUUACAGACAGACCUCCAGUCUGACCCUGUAACACGCUGUCUACUGUGUAAGACCAUCGCCUUCCUGCUCCCCAGGGACCUGGAGGUAUGUCGCCUCUGUGCCCUGCUGGCGUUCUGUCUGGAACGUAGCAUGGAGGCCUACAAGACCAUGUAUCUGCUCUACACAUACCCCGAUGAGGAGCCACACCCCCAGCACACCCAUGUCAGAACCAACAUCCGCUUCUAUAUCCUACAGGUGCUGAAGGAAGGUCUGUUCUUUGACCCAGAGUUCUGGAAUCUGCUGACCCUGAGAACCCACUGUCUGGAGCUGAUGACUGACAAGGCCAUGAGGGAUGCUCUAAACGAGCUGAAGGAGGAAGAGGAGUUGGAGCAGGUGGAGGAGGAGUGGAUACCAAGCUACUGGAUGGAGGAGGAGACAUGCAGAAUACACACAGAUGCCUCCCACCUCCACCCACACACUAACACAGCACUGGAGAGCUCUGACACUGUAGGUCAGGAACCCGAAGAGGUAUUGAAUGGGGAUGCUUCUGAGUCACAGACAGAGGACUUCCCUGUGAGGAGGAGGAGGAGGAGGAAGAGGAGGUGGAGGAGAAGAAAGUGUAGGUCAGAUAUUGAGUAUGCUGACGACCCAGACAUUAAGUACUCCCUCAUUCACAAUCUCAGUUCUGAAAGCUCCACCAAGCUACCGGCCAAUCGGCAGAGAGAAUACCUGGCCAGACAUGUGAAGAACAAGAUCCUGAAGAGACGCAACAGGAAACCAAGAUGGCUGCUCCUGGAGAUGACCAGACAGACGGAGAACAUAUCCCCAGGGGGAAUGAGGGAGAAGCGACGGGAGGGAAUGAGAGGAGAGGAUAAGAGACAGGGAGGGGAGGGGAAAGAGAGGGGGCAUGAAAAGGAAAAUAAGAGAGAGAUGAGGCAGGGAAGGGAGAGUAAGAGACCUUACCGUCGGACUAUAUCUGGCAUGGAGCUGUCCUUCCCUGAAAAUGAAGUGCCUGUUGACCGGGAAGUGGUAGAGAGUCAUCUAGAACCCAGUGUUCGUAUUAAACAACAGCACAGUGAGUCUGAGAAAUAUGUUAACAUGGGACUGCCUAAUGGUGUAUAUGGUGAGAGACCGUUUAAGUAUAAACCAGAGUCAGACGUGGAGACUUUGGCGGUGGAGACUUCGGCGGUGGAGACUUUGGAGGUGGAACCUUUAAAAGUGGAGCCUUCAGAGGUAGACCCUUCAGAUGCAAAGCCUUUAGACUCCAAACGUUCAGUAGUAGAGCCUUCUGACAUAGAGCCUUCUGACAUAGAGCCUUUAGAAGUAGAGCCUUUAGACGUGAAGGUUUUAGAAGGUCCCAGUGAGCAAACUGACCCAGAGUUGGAUGGUCCAGCCUUGGAGAUGGAGGAGUGUCCACUGAAACUGUUCCACAUCUACGCCAAACUUUCCAAAGGGACAGCUGCUAAGGAACUACUUUCUAGAGAAAGUGAAUUCACAGUGACAGAGGCGGGACCAGACUCAAACACUCAGGGUGAACAGACCAAGCCAGGCAAGGCUCCAGUACGCUCCAAACACCUGCGCUUCCACUGCAGCCACUGCCAGAAACUCUUCAAGGGAGGCAACGUGGUGAGACACACCCUGGCCCACCUGAAGCUGAGAAAGACCAGGCUCAGCUGUGUCUUUUGCGGCAAACACUUCCAAAGGUACAACCGCGCCAGAGAACACGUUCUAGAGCACAUAGAGGAACUGAGAACUUCCACAGCCAACAUUAAGGUCAAACCCACUGUCAAUGGGGAGACAUAUCCCUCAAAGAAUAUUAAUCAAGCUUCAGAGAACGAAGCAAAACCUGUUGAGAACGUGACUGAGCCCUCGACUUCGACGGACCAGCCUCCUAAACCCAAACGUGUUAAAGCCAAGCCGGUGGUGAGCAAGCAGAGUAGAAUCAUCCAGAACCUGAGAAACCUGAUCAGAAAGACCCAGAACCAGAAGUGUAAAAUGGACAUGGACAACCUGAAGUCUAUGGAAGUGACUGAUGAACAGGUGACUGUGAAAGACAAAGUGGUGAUCGUGAGAGAGGUGGUGCCUGGGAAGGAGACAGAGGGAGGAGAGGACAAGGAGAGCGAGGGAGGAGAGGAGGAGGGGAAGCAGAAGCAGUACCACCUGUGUCCUUCAGAGGGCUGUGACAGCAUCUUUAUGAAGAUCGGCCCAUCGCUGCUGAGACACGCUGUCACCUACCACAUGGAGGACGCAGCCGUCCUGGACAAGACCUUCCAGUGGGGGAAGGGGAAGUGCCAGAUCUGCCAGAGGCUCUUGUUGGUGAUUGAGCACUACAGAGACCACAUGAAGCUCCACGAUGCUCCUCUAAAACAUGCGUGUCUCCACACGAAUUGUGACCAACGCUUCAAGACUGCCCAGGAGCUCAAAGACCACAUAGACACCCACCGCCCUCUCCAGGCCCCCUGUGGGUACUCCGGCUGUAGGGAGAUCUUCUUUACCCUCCCCUCUCUCCACGACCACGAGUGGAGGCACUAUACCCAGCCCCAGUCUAAAGACGAGCUGGAGCAGGGCGCUACCACAGAGCUGAGCCCUGAGGGCGAGGCCCCCUGGAAACAGAGGGCGAAGAGCCAGGAUGUGACAGUGCACGGGUGGAGGGGGCAGAGGGAAACGCCUACUCCCAAAAGCAGGCGCUCUGAUCCUCAUGAGAAGUGCCUUCACUGUAACAGGUACCUGUGGAACCACCAGCACUUCCUAGAACACAUGAAGAUCCAUGAUGCUCCUCUGAAACAGGUGUGUCUCCACCUGAACUGUGGCCAGCGCUUCUACAGAAGCCACUUACUCUGGGAGCACAUGGAUACGCACCUGCCUCUCCAGGCCCCCUGUGGGUACUCUGGCUGUGGGCUGAUCUUCUCCCGUCUCCCCUCUCUCCACGACCAUGAGUGGAGGCAUUACAUCCAGGGCCAGGCUAAUGACGAGCCGACAGAGGAGCAGAGCGCAUCCAAAGAGGAGGGGCAGACUCCGGAGUCAGACACCAACGGUAACGACUAUGAUGGCCCAAUGGAGACUCCAGGCACUGUUCAUGGUGCUGUCACCACACCUCCUAAUCAUUGCACACUGAAACUCAUCAACGGCCAUGAUGAAAAGGAUAAGAAAGACAAAGGCCCCGAGACAGCCGUCCCUGCCACCACUACCACCUCUCCCACACCCCCAUCCCAAACCACCACAUCCACACACCCCCAUCCCAGAAUCCUCCAAAACAUCACUGAGCCAAUGACCAUGAGGGACGUGGACAAUAUCGUCAGUUUGGCUCAGGUGGUGCCUGGCGGAGAGGAACCGGUUAUCGCGGAACACAAGACCUUAAAACAAGAGGAUCCUUCCUACCUACCACUGGCCAAAGCUCCCCUCAUCCGCCCGCCCCCCUCUACAUACCUGACCGAGGCAGCCCUCAGCAUGCGCAAGCGCAGGAAGCCCAGCGAGGUCACUUCCUGCGGGCCUGGCAAAAAGAGUAAGGCUGCUGUAAAGAGGAGUGUGGUGGGGAAGAAGGAGGUGGUGGCUGAGAAGGAGGCCCCUCAAAGACAGCGCUGCUCCAAGUGUUUCUCCUCCUUCACUAGCACCGAAGAACUGGAGAAACACCUCUCCCAAAAUACCUGCUCCUCCCUCUUCAGCUUCGACUCCGAUGACGACAGUGAGUAGCGUUAGUGGUGAAGGGGAGUGAAAUGCUCUUCAUGUUCAAGCACUACAGAGACCAUAUGAAGCGCCACAAUGCUCCUAUCAGACAGGUGUCUCCACUUCUGUGUUAUAUCUGUACUCUCUGAACUGGGCCUAAUACAGGCACUACUAGCAGACAGUCGGCUCUGAGAGCUGUAGGGCCAGACUCGUGGCCUGAAGUUUGCCGGGCACUAAAAAUACAACACACACAACCAUCUGGAAUCAGUGUUACUGCUACACUUCCCUGUACAUACAUGUGGACCGAACAGUACUGCCUUUGUCAUUACACUUCUUUGUUCAAUUCUUAUUUGCUUUAAAAUCAAUAUGAAGAAUCACACAGUAGGUAUGGUGCUUCAAAAGUCAUUCUAAUUGUAUUCUUAGGCAUAAGUUUUAGUUGGCACAUAAAAUCUAUAUUUUAGUUCAGUAUUUUAACUGAUUUUGUUCUGACAAAUUAAACUGUUUCACAAUGUAUUAGAAAUGGAUCAUCUAUGCAUUUAAUUUAAAUAUUUUGUAAAAGUGAUUCCAAAAUUCAUUUGAGAAUAAAAAUCACUGUUGAAGAGCCCAUAAUGGGAUGAAUAUGGUGAUGUGCACUUACCUGCAUUGGUUGUUUAUAUGUACAAAUGUUAUAAGUUUGUACUCAAUGAAAAUAUACUCAAUUCAACUCUAUUUUUCUUAAAGAAAAGUCACUUGUUUUCAAUAAACAAUUUCCAGUAUGAA